AUGGAUCAAACCAAGCAGACCAAUCCUGAAUUCUACUACGGGCCAGUGACUGGGUUGAUUGCGCGCAACGCCGCCAAAGAAAUAGUUCGUAAUUUCCUUGUCAUCCACGGCAACUUUACCUAUCGGGAAGGGUGGGAAAGAAUCCCUGAGAACUGGUACAAGGCUCCAGUAGACUAUGGUUUGGUGCAACUCAACCUUGACACCCUCGACUGGCUCCUGAAUAUUGGAGGAAACACUAGAAACAUCAACAGUUUCAUAGGAGUCAAUUCAUCUGGUGCAACAGGUGGCGCCUUCAACCUAACCACCCUCUUGGAGGAAAACAACCUCCUCUGCUUUGCGUUUGAAGUCCUGAAGUUCCUCAGCCCUAACGCGCUCGCAGGGCUGUACAAGGCUUUGUCUAUACCAUUGGAUAUGAUCAAUGAUGCAAUAUCCGCACCGCUGUUGAACUUCUCAUGUCCCGCAUUCAAAGAUAUGCAGAUUGGUGGAAAGCCAUUCUGGGAAGCUAUCCAGAAUGACUUUCCUGGGCUGCGAAAAGUGGUGGCGCAUUUUGACUCAAUGAGUAUAGGCAAAGGGGGCUGA
Messenger RNA from Aspergillus pseudotamarii, 579 nucleotides. RefSeq lists its product as uncharacterized. Lineage: Eukaryota; Fungi; Ascomycota; Eurotiomycetes; Eurotiales; Aspergillaceae. Gene Ontology annotation, molecular function: peroxidase activity. Bases 1 to 579 code for a protein of 192 amino acids. The transcript has 4 exons. The record is from RefSeq and is a predicted model, not a curated record.